AUGCGUGUAUUUAAAUACGAUGUUGUUCAACUAAUUACUGCAAUUCAUAAACGACCUUGCUUGUGGGAUAAAACAGUUGAGAAUUACAAAGACCGCACUGAACGGAGAACCGCUUGGGAAGAAGUUUUUACAAUAGUAGACGAUGGUUAUAAUGAUUUAAGUGCUGAGGAGAAACGAAUUACCGGAGAGAAAAUUAUAUGUAAAUGGACGAACAUACGCGAUACUUUCGUUAAAUCGCUUAGAACUCGCAUGGGGGCACCAAAAAGGAAAUACGUUUACUACGACCAUCUAACCUUUCUUUUAAAGUCUCAAGCAGAGGAAUUCGACACCAACGGCGAACCCGUUUUCUUUAUAAACAAUGAUAACACGCCUAAAAAAGACAGUUCUAGAAAAAGAUCGAGAAGAACGGAGCAGGUUGCGUCAGAGAGCGAUUAUGAACAGAAUUCAGAAGUUAUGUUAGAUCAAUCUCAAAGUGACAAUGAAAUUGAGCAAAGUGUCUUAGUAGAUACAAGUGAUGCUAGAGUAAUGAAUGAAGACGAGGCAUUCUUUGCGUCACUCCUGCCUUCAGUAGUAAAAUAUAAUGAAGAUGAAAGGCUGGAAUUCAGAAUGGAAGUAUUAGGAGUCAUGAAGAAAAUAAGAGAUAAAAGACAUUGGAGUACAAAAAUUGAAUGA
This is a messenger RNA of Pieris macdunnoughi, 672 nucleotides long. The record is from the annotation of a GenBank genome assembly. NCBI's taxonomy places the organism in Eukaryota, Metazoa, Arthropoda, Insecta, Lepidoptera, Pieridae.